Molecule: messenger RNA, 1494 nt
Organism: Aureobasidium musti
Lineage: Eukaryota; Fungi; Ascomycota; Dothideomycetes; Dothideales; Saccotheciaceae
Source: the annotation of a GenBank genome assembly
AUGGCGAGUCCCUUUGCUUCAAUCGCCAACCAGAGGGUCACAUCUCAACGACCGCCGCGACAAACACCGGAACUGGAUUUUGACAGGUGCGCCGCGUUGCACAACACAAUAGCCAUCUAUGGCUGGCUACGCAGUGGCCGCAAGGUCGCCGACAUGGAUCGCAAAACCUGGUGGCAGAAGCGCGGCAACACGACCCUGGAGGUUUUGUUACGGCCGUCCUUGGUCAGAUUCUUAAAGAAGAUCUUUGACUUGCCUGGAGGUGAUGGAAGCCAUNUUUUCUAUUACAUCAGCAGAGUUGCCAAGCCGAGAGAAAUGCUGUAUCUUGGAGAUUUGCUGGAUGAUAGUGAGAAGAAGAUCAAGGGAGAGAAGCAUCGAUUUAUCACUUUGUACAUGACGAACAAGGAGUUGGUCAGUCAACGGAGUGGCAUUGUGGCUAAUCACGCAAUACAGANNUACGAUCAAGAGACUGGCAAGGCAAUCUUCAUGCCUACAUUUUUGCACAUUUUCGACCUGUACGACCAGAAGUUGCCAUGGCAAAGACUAGAAUCAAUUCUCAGCGCUUAUAUCGAUAUGAUUGAAGCAGGAAAGGCUGUAGCCUUACACGAGUCCAUUGGUCGCGAGCCACGUAUAGGACCAGUGCAAGGCCCCGAUGGUCAGACAUCAUGGCAGGAGAUUGCACCCUCAGGACCAAAAGUAGACCCUUAUACUGGAGCUCGGCGGUCACGCUACGACACCCACCCUUGGAGUCUGGUUUCCUACACUCAAGGCGACUUGGCUUCGUGCCUGAAACUCUGGGAGCAGCUCUUCACAGAAGUUGAAAUCAGGAGUGGAUUACGGGAUGAAGAAGAAGACCCAAACACCACACCUUUGUGCAGUCGAUCCGGCCUUUCCGCCGCAGGUGUGCCGAGAGGGUUUGCCUAUGACCUACUAUCCCACGCCCGGCAACCGCGGAUCUGGUACGUAGCACCAGGAAUCCGCCUACCUCAAGCCUCGGAAUUCGUAAACCAGCCCUUCAAACACGUCGCUGCGAAAUACCCAAAGGAAACCGAAGGCAUCAAAAUGCCGUUUUUAUUUUUCCGCGCAGAGGGCACGGUAACCUCGAAACAAGCAAACUUCCGCUGGCCGUUCAGCACAGUGCAGGAAGUACCUUGCGGUCUAUACCUUGACUCAUACCCAAACAAGGAGAACCCUUUUGAGGAUGCAUGUCGCCUUGUGCUCCNNCCCUUCCCAGUAGGAGGAAACAAGAAAGCCAGAACCAGCGAUGGCAGAUUGAUGCAGAAGAGUCAUACAGAGGUUUAUGCUCAUGGUAUCAAUCCCUUUACUUUACGCCAUGGUCCCAAGUUGACGGCCAUUUUGGAGAACUGGUUGAUGAAUGUCAAGAGUGGACACUGGACUGUUGAUGAACAGGGCGUCUCUGGUGGUGUGGAGGCUUGGAAGCAGGCAGAUACGGAAGAGCAUUGGGACAAGUAUGUUUCGGCGCAUUUAGCAUUGUAG